Messenger RNA from Emiliania huxleyi CCMP1516, 570 nucleotides. RefSeq lists its product as hypothetical. Gene Ontology annotation, biological process: peptide biosynthetic process; translational elongation. Gene Ontology annotation, cellular component: cytoplasm. NCBI's taxonomy places the organism in Eukaryota, Haptophyta, Isochrysidales, Noelaerhabdaceae. The record is from RefSeq and is a predicted model, not a curated record. The transcript is spliced from 4 exons. Gene Ontology annotation, molecular function: translation elongation factor activity. Bases 1 to 570 code for a protein of 189 amino acids.
AUGCUCGUGCCAGGCAGCGAGGUGUCGCGGCAGGCUGACCGAAUUUUCCGUGUGCUGUCGGUGGGACACGUCAAGCCCGGCAAGGGCGGCGCCUUUGUCCAGGCCAAGCUCAAGUGCGUGCUGGACGGCACGAUCGUGCCUCAUAAGUUCCGCUCGGCCGAGACGGUGGAGACAGCGGAGGACUACUCCCUGCUCUACACUGAUGGUGGAUUGGUGCACUUGAUGCACGGCGAAACGUUUGAGCAGAUCGAGGUGCCGAGAGAGGCCUUUGGCGAGCUGGCGGUCUGGCUGCGUGACGGGAUGAGUGUGCGCGUCGCCAGCCGACAAGGCGUGCCGCUGCUCUUCACGCUGCCGCCCCGCGCGGCAUACGAGGUUGUCGAGACGCGGCUCGGCAGCAGAGAGGGCAAGACCGACGCAUGCGGCAAUCUGACCGCACGGCACCCGCUUCGGCAGGUGCUCUCCAACGGCGAGGCGCUGCGCGUGCCGCACUUUGUGACCGUGGGCGACCGCAUCCUCGUCAAUACGGAGGACGGCACCUAUUACGGUAAGGCGGGGCCAGAUGAGGGAUGA